Molecule: messenger RNA, 15259 nt
Organism: Dromaius novaehollandiae (emu)
Lineage: Eukaryota; Metazoa; Chordata; Aves; Casuariiformes; Dromaiidae
Gene: TRANK1
Product: tetratricopeptide repeat and ankyrin repeat containing 1
Exons: 24
Coding region: 4175-13105 (2976 amino acids)
Molecular function (GO): protein binding
Source: RefSeq, a predicted model, not a curated record
CUUUGGCACAGCCCUGAGCUAAUUGUCUUCGGUGGGUUUUGGAGCUUUCCUCUGAAAAGCAAAACUGUUGUGCAAGGUCGCGGAGUGGUCGUCUAACAGAUAGACUUUUUAUUUGCAGAGUAGUUUGACCACAGCCCACUCUUCAGAAGAAAAACAAAGCAAAGCUCUUUCAUCAGCCUUUGUAUUUAUUGCUCAAUUUGCAGAAAACAAACUUUAGGGUGAUGGAAUGAGUAUAUUGCAAAUGGGAAGAGGCUUUAUGCUUCCAUAAAAACAUGCAAAAGGGAGAGCUUCAUACCUGUUGUUUUGUUUAUGUACAGCUAGACUUGUUGGAGUUGACUGUGAGCUGUGCACAAGCCUAAAAACCUCGCUGUUGGGAGAAUCUUGUGUUUUUGUUUUUGUUUACAUUCCAGAUGUCACAUCAUCUUGACCUAAUCUGUACAAAGGAAACACUGAGUUGUUAGCCGGAGUGAACAACGGCAGCAGUUAAACACCUCUGUUGGGCUGUGUUGGAGCUGGUGUGGCUGAGCUAAGUUAGGGCUUUCAAGAUGGUUUCAGAGCACAGGAAGCAGGGUUAGCUUUUCUGUUGUUUUGUGGGGGUUUGGGGGUUUGUUUCUUUCUUUUUUCUUUUUAGUAAUACAGUAAUGGCAUUGUGUAGGUAGAAUAUGGAACAUGCUUUUGCAUCCAUUUUUUUGUAUGCAAAAUGGGAGAUGUAACUCCUUUCAUAGCUUAUUUUCUUUCGAAACUGAAAGCAAAAAUUCUGUUUUGCUAAGGGAAACAAAACUGGAUGAGCUGGGGAGCAGCGCCAAGCUUGCCACUGGUGCCAGCUGUGAAACGUCUUCUAAGAAAGCUGAUGCGCGUGUGCUCAGCAGGAGUCCAGCCUGUGGGAGAGGAGGGAUGGCUGGAGAUGACACCUGAAGUCUGGGCUGGUGCCACCUUGCAGUGGUGCAGCUGGUUGCGCCAUGCCAGGGAGCCGAACCACUCGGCGGGGCCAGCUCCUGGGGCUUGCUCUGUCGCAGAUGGAGGUGUCAGGCAGCUGGGCUUGACUAUUAGUAACGAUCCUCUUGUUAAUGGCUUGCCUAAAGCAAAGCCAAUGUAUAUGGUAACGUGGAGGCUGGAGGCUUGUCAUGUUUGUAUGCGACUUGUUCCAUCACAGAUGUUAUGCUCAUUUUUCCUUAUCUGGUUCCUACGUGACUUUCCAGGUAUUAGCGGACUGUUGAGGCAUCGGUGCUAAUUAUAUCCUGGUACGUAGGGUGUGUUUGCCCAAGCAUCGAUAAGGAAGUAUAUCUUCUUUCUGACGACGUCUGUACUCUACAAACAGCAGUUUAAUUGCAUUCCCAGGUGAAAGCUUACUAUGAAAUAAAGAGCGCUCGGGGAUGUUUGGUCUAGUUCAGUGCAGCAGCCAAUGAGCAGUUCCUGCAACCACAAUCACAGCGCGGAGGUCUUGCAGCUGACUUCCGAAAUACAGACUUGGCAUUUGCAUCCUAGACCUGGUGCAGGCAGAUAUCUGGCCCCAGAGCGAGGUAUGAUUGGUAUUACCGUGCGCACUGGCCUGUGGGCUAGAUGCAGUGUGGUGUCCUACUGGUUGGAAGUGUGAAAAGGUAGGUUGGAGCAGGGCCAACUUUUAGUGGUGGCGAAGAGACUUUGGCACUUCCAGGUUUCUGUGUGGAUCUGGAAGGGGACUUGACCACAAGAGUGGUCUUUUGUUUCGCACAGCAGAGUGGAGGAGUGUUUUAUUUUAGUUGGCCAGCUUCUCCAAGGUGAGCUCAUGUAUUUUACAAAGGUUGAAAGCAGUCUUCAUGAGGUAGUGACAGAGCAUUUGAUUAUAAUGUUAAAAUAAUCAAAAAUGUCAUUAUCAGUUUUCCCAGACUAAGCAGAUCCUUGAGGAUGGCCAUGUCUAAAGCUGAACUUGUUUCCCCCCUCUCUGUGUGAAGCUUUCUAUUGAGUCUAAUUAUGGCCUAAUCUGUUACAACCUGGUCUUACUGACUGCAGAAUUUGUCUUUUUGUCUCUGCUGUUUUUCCAAGACCUCCUCUGAAAACAUAGUCUUUAAGAUUUUUUUUUGCUUGCUGUUUUGGUGAUUUGUGGAAAAGCACAGCUCCUUCUGAGAAGGACCUCAUCUCUGCUUUUUGCAUACAUCCAUCUUGGUACGUGCUGAAGGUACCUUCAGGCUUCUUUCAGAAGACCUGUAUGGAGUGUGUCCCCUUUCUGGGCGGUUGUGGGACUUCCUGGAUGGACAGAUGGUGCCAAUCUGUGGCUGGAGCCAUCCUUCUGGUGUGGUGGGUCUGGGUGAUGUGGCCAUGUGUCCUCUUCUGUGUGCUCGGCUCUCGCAGUCGGCGUGCUUUCGUGGGGUGCAGGCUAUGGGGAGCCGAGAGGUUUUCUGGUGAGGAAACAUCAUACAUUAUCUGAAUGCUGAUGAAGGUAUUUAAUUUUUACUCAGUCGUGUCUGUAUGUUUUAUUGUUUGCUGGGUUUUUAGUUCCCUACCUGUUGCUGGUUGGUGAUGCCUGCCUUUUAGGAUAAGGUACAAAGAGGAAGGAGUAUAUAUCCUGUAUCUUGUUGUAAUAGGAAUGAGGAAGUCAGAUAUCCUGGAAGUGGGAGGAUGCUUGUUUUCCACCACUGUUUAAAUUCAAAUGCAGAACUCCCCAAAUUAGUGUACUUUGCUUGCUGCUUACAUUAUGGAAAGUUGCUAUGCCUGAAGAAUAAAACCAUUAUUCUGCCCCAGAGUGCUGCUGUAGGGAUGAACCCUCAAACUUAACUUUCAGCAGCAACAGUAAUUAAAAAGCUUUGCUUUGUAGAACUUCCAGAUCUAAUUUCUCCUCUAUGAAUAAUUAGUGUAGCACAUAGUUUUUCUCUUAAAAUAUGUAAACCAGAGGCAUAGAAGCUGCUCAGGGUCACUCUCAGAAUUACUGAUAAUAAAAUUUUUGAUACUGCCAGCCUCUGGUGGUCAGAAAUCACAAGCUGGCCUCUUGAGAAUGGUAACUGGCAUAAGGAGCACAACAUUUUUCAAGAAUGACAAGUGGAUUUUCUGAGCACUCUCUAGUCAUAUUUUCCAACUUAUCUGCUUGAGUCGGAGGUGUCAAAAUGUAGUCUUAUAAACACCCCCCCACCCCCACAAACUGACUUGGCCUUGAGGAUAGCCUGACUGAAGCAGUUCAGUGGGACACCGACUAUCGUGAUAAAACGGAGUUGGCAGUAUGUGAAGUAAAUGGGAAUUUUGCCGAUUGGCAGCAGUAGGAGUUGGAUGAGGUUGUGACUUUAACUGUAUCAUCUUUUGUUCUAAUGCUGCAAGCAUAAAUGAAUAUGCUUGAUUUUUUUCAUUUUGCUGUCAGUCAUACUGGUGACUUCAGGAGCAAUAAACAAGUUAACAGAAAGUAGACUGUCUUAUCUAUGUAUGUUUGCUUUUGUUCAUUUGUUUUUUGUCACAGCAUUGCACUGACAGCUGUGGGAGAAGGGAAAUGGGUCUCCCAGGCCUUGGGGUGUCCCCGUAAAUUCUUUGUUUCACUGGUUCCAUAUCUUAGGAAAAAUCCCUACUUUAGGAAGGGCACGUGUCUCACCAAGAAAAAAAUUUUCAUUAAGUUACCUUCAAAUGCAGUUGUGAUCCUGGCUUUUUGCCUUUUACAGAGGCCAACUGAAGCCAGAAUAAUAAAUGAUGUUUUUGUUCAGUGCUUGCCAUGCUCAGUAGACUUUGUAUAAUAGGUCUUCAUUCAGUUAGUCCACUGGUUUUGAGUUAAAAUUGUUUAUGCUUCAGGAAGAUGUUAGGCAAUAGCAAGACACGCUGUGCUAGGCAGUGCAGCAGUUCUUUUGGGUAACUAACUUGGAUGUCAGAUUUUCAUGCCUGAAUAUCUCUUGGGCCUGCAAACUUGGGUGUAGUUGCUAAAGCCCAGUUGUUAUGGAAAUUAGGCUUGUCGGCCACCAUAACAGGGCCCGACCCUAGGUUCCCGCAGAAAAAAGUUCAGAGCCAAAUCAAAGCAAAUUAAAUAAUUAAAUUUUAAUCACGUGUGUGCCGUAAUUACAGCUUGAGCUGGGUGCCUCCGAAGAGGGACCCCAACAAAAAAAAUCCUGGGCAAUUAUAGUUUUUUCAACUUAAGUUUCCCACCCCUCACGCGGUAGUUAGACCAAUAGUAAUUUUUAGGUCUGGGGUCUCCUGCUCCUCAUUGGAUCUCAUCGUUGUUCCUAGCAUGGAUGCCAUGGAGCAUGCACAGUUUAUUAGACAAGCUGGGAAUCAGGAUUUUAAAAAUGGAAAUUACUCUUUGGCCAUCAGAAAGUACGAUCAAGCUUUACAAAUGCUCAUUUGUUUAAGACAAUGGAUCCCGUGUUCCAGAGACAUAGCUGUGUUACACUGCAACAAAUCAACUGCCUUGUACAGUCUUGGUAAAUGGAAAGAAGCAGCUUUUUCAGCCUACGAGAGCUUACAGUGGGAUCCAGAGUAUGUUAAGGCUUAUUAUAGAGCUGGCCACUCACUGAUCAUGAUGUCAAACUCUUUUGAGGCAGUUUCUGCAUUUCAUAAGGGUUUGAGUCUUCUGAAUGCUUCUGCAGAUCGAUCUCAAGUUGCUGAUUUUGUAGUGGGAGUCUUCAUAAGUGUAAAUGAUGAAAGAAUCCUUCCACCAACUUAUUUCCAGGCUCAUUCUUAUAUUUUCAGUGCAAGGUUUGAUGCACUGAUUUGGCAAAUGGUGAUAGAAAAGUUGGCCCAGAAAGGAAAGUGGCGGUCUUUUCUGCUACUGUUCUCUGAGAAGAGAGAAUUGCCCACAAAUCUCAGGGUCAACCAGUUAUCACUGAAGAAUCUCUUUGAGACUUAUGAGUUUUGUGGGCUUCAUGACAAGAUGCAACAAGUAGCAGAAUUAGUCAAAUGGCUAAUUUCUAUUGGGGCAAAAGUUGAAACCAUUGGAACGUGUCCGCUUCAUGCUGUUAUCGGACUGUGUAUCAAAGCAAAGAGGAACCAUCUUUUCAGGUGGUUACUGGUGCAGAAGCCACACUUGAAGGAUAGGAUUAACCAGCAAGACAGAGAUGGACGCACUGUCCUGCAUGUUGUGGCAUCCAGUGAAUAUUCCCGGAAAUGCAAUCAAACAGAAGAUGUACUCAUGCUCCUGAAUUUUGGGGUUGAUCCCACCAUUCCAGAUGCACGGUCAAGAUAUGUCAUAGAUAUCUUGAAAAAGAAUAAAAACUUCAAUGCUGUCAAAGCAGUCAGCAAUCACAUUGAGCACACUUCAUCAGAGGAAUUGUCAGGGGGAAAUGAAAGCAAAGCUGUAGGUGACGCAGGGUCUCUCCUGGAUGUUCUUCAACAGUUCCUCCAGUUCUGCAGGUCUGAAAAGGGAGCACAUCAUAAAAAUUUAUUGGAGGAAGACACGGUUCAGGGAUUUCUGAAACUGCUCUCUACUGUGAAAGAAAUUCCUGAAGGGAUGGUUUGUGACAUCUCCCAUGCCUGUGCUAACAACUUCAUAAAACAGUUGUUGGAGAAGCAAAUGUGGCAUGAAGUUUUGCUGUUGCUAACAGGGAAAGCCACUGGGGAAAAGCCAUCAGGUGGAGGACUCUUCAAGGACUGCAGUCUCUCGGAUGUUGACAUUGGCAGCAUUAUCCGUCAGUGCAACAGACUGGAUGAACCAGUGCACCUCAUAAGAUGCUUGAUAGAAAGAGGAGCCUUGCCAGAUGGACUUGGAACAGACUCUGAAAUACCAUUGCAAAUAUGCCUGAAAAAGAACUAUUUUGAACUGGUGCAUUUGCUGCUGAGCAAAGGUGCAGAUCCUCGAAAUGUCUCCGUGGCACAAGGAGAUACUCCUUUACAUGCUGCAGUUUCCAUCUGUUUAGAUAAAAGAGACAGCGCUGGUUUAAACAUCCUGAACUGUCUGCUUGAUCUCUUUGCUUCAAGACCUUCAGAUUUUCCAUAUCUUAAUCCAAACAUCCAAGAUGAGAAUGGAAAUACAGUGAUGCAUAUUAUUUUUCAGAGAGGAUUCUCAAAGCAGGCUAAGAGAAUAAUGGAUUCAUUAGGAAAAUUUGAUAUUAACUUUAAUAUAAAAAACAAAUUAGGAAGAGAUGUGAGGCAUAGAAUUAAAAAAAGUGACCCACUGCUACUUGCCUGGAAUAAUGCCGUAUUGGAGAAGAAGAAGUAUCGGCACGAUAUAGUAGGGCAGUCAGUUAAAACACCUAAGCCUGUUCCAGCUUGUAACACUUUGCAGCCAAAGAACACAGGGCGUUCUUCAUCUGGGGCUUCACUAAAGGCACCAUCUGUCAACUCAGCGUGUAAUGAUGUAAAAACCCUGUGUUCUGUACAGACGAAAAAUGAUCAGUUGGCAGAGCAGGAAACGGAAAGAAUAAAUAGCCUCUUAACUCCGCAGGAAAGUCUAGUGCAGGCAAUCACAGCUUUAAUGCAGCAGUUGAAGUUGGGUGACACCCUGAGAAAGGAUAAUGCUCUGGUAAAGAAGCCUUCUUCAGCCCAGACUAACUUGGAAGGGGGAAAAAAUGAGUCCACACAACCUUGUGGAAGUGUAGCUUGUGCUGAAGGAAAAGGGGAUGAUCUUGAGAAAAAGAAGGGAGCAGGGGAGGGGCAUGCUGAAUUUAAGAUGGACCUGCCUAAUGGAGAGAAGGAGCAAACAGUGGAAGAGUAUGAGAAGAUUCAGGAUGUUGAGACAUAUGUUCAGGAGUUUGAUAACAUGACGUGGGAAAUAGAGUGCACUCCUGAAAUGCUGAAGACUUUGCGCAGCAAAGCAAUACCUCAUUAUCUAAAAACCAAAACUAUAAUGACAAUUCAGCAGCUCGGCAACGGGGAAUGGACUAAGGGCCUUCAGAAGCCACUCAAACAUUUGAAAGCUGAUAUCCAGCUGUAUGAAGCCAAGCUGGGCAAAGGUGAAAGAAUGCUGUGGGAGCUUGCGAUAGACUUUUCUCCUCGUUGCAGUGAGAGUGCAGAAAAGAUCAUGGAGACAGAACAGUCAAAAAGUCAUCCAGAAAGGUCUGGAAGAGUUUACACCGAAAUAAUCAGAAUUUGGGCCAUUGUUCUGGACCACUGCAAGCUGGACUGUGUCUUAGAUAAUAUAUGUAUUUCCUACAAUCGUGGUUUGUCCUGUGUCCUGAGGAAAAAGCUCAAGGGCAUAAACGAAGGACAUCAGACCUACAAUGUGAAAACACAGAAGCGCGUUCCACGUUGUUAUAUUGAAGACUCAGAGGCAGAAAAAACAAAAGAACGUACCAUACCUGAGUAUUUCCCUCCAGCCAGUGCAGUGGAAAUGGAAUAUAAUAUAAUGAAGUUUCACAGCUUCAGUACUAACAUGGCAUAUAACAUUAUAAAUGAUAUACAUUCUGCUGUUGAAUACCCCUUCCGAGUCGGGGAGUUAGAAUACGCAGUAAUUAACCUAAAUCCGAAGCCCAUGGAACCAAUCAUUUUAAUUGGGCGAAGUGGGACAGGGAAGACAACUUGCUGCUUGUACAGGCUUUGGAAGAAAUUCCAUUCGUACUGGGAAAAAUCCACCUUGGCAAAAGGUCCUCUGCUUGAAAGGCAAACAUGGCAGCAAAAGCAGUGCAGUGAAGUUGAAAAAGCUAAAUUGGAGAAGGACGAGAAUGAUGAAAUAGGGGAAAGCGAUGAUUCUAGUGAGGAGCAGGUCAGUGACGAGCAAGAACAGGACAGUGGGGAUGAAAACAUUCUUGCAAGCACAGUUGGUGCAGAGACAAGUCCUUCCGAGGACUCUGAAGAAGAGCAAAUGCGAAGCACAGAAGCAUCAAACAGACUGGAACACCUGCACCAGAUCUUUGUGACGAAAAAUCCUGUUUUGUGCCAAGAAGUUCAGAAAAAUUUUAUUGAACUUAGCAAGUCUUCUAGGGUAACCAGUCACUUCAAGCCUCUGGAGCCAAAUAUUCACAAGCUACAAGAUGUUAAAGAUGAAAACUUCCCACUGUUCAUCACCUCCAAACAGUUGUUGCUGUUACUGGAUGCAUCCAUGCCUGACCCAUUUUUUCUGAGGAAUGAGGACGGAAGCCUUAAAAGAACAAUCGUUGGUUGGAGUCCCCAGGAAGACUUGGUUGUACCAGAUUGGCAAGAUGAGGAUGAAGAAGGUAAUGCUGAAGGAGAACAUGGUGAUGAUGAAGGAGCUGCAGAUUUAUACUCCAGGGAAAGAGAUCCUCGGACUUUUGUGACUUAUGAUGUGUUUGCUAAUGAAAUAUGGCCAAAAAUGAUAAAAGGUAAAAGCUUGUACAAUCCUGCACUCGUUUGGAAAGAAAUCAAAUCAUUUUUGAAAGGCUCUUUUGAGGCACUGAGCUGCUCUGAGGGUAAACUUACUGAGGAACAGUAUAAAAAACUAGGCCGGAAAAGAUCACCAAACUUCACAGAGGACAGGGGUGAAAUCUAUCGCCUCUUCUGUCUUUAUCAGCAGAUAAGAUCACAGAGGGGUUACUUUGAUGAAGAAGAUUUACUGUAUAAUUUGUCUCAAAGGCUGUCAAAGAUCAAUUUGCUGCCGUGGUCCAUUCAUGAGUUUUACGGUGAUGAGAUUCAGGAUUUCACCCAGGCUGAGCUAGCGCUGCUAAUGAAAUGCAUCAAUGACCCUAAUGCCAUGUUUCUGACUGGUGACACUGCCCAGAGCAUAAUGAAGGGAGUUGCUUUUCGUUUUAGUGAUCUGAGGUCGCUGUUUCAUUAUGCGAGCAAGAACUCUAUGGACAAGAAGCAGCGCAUUAGAAAACCGAAAAGGAUAUAUCAGCUGUACCAGAACUACAGAUCUCAUUCAGGUAUUCUCCAUCUUGCGUCUGGAGUGGUUGAUUUGCUUCAGUACUAUUUCCCAGAAUCUUUUGAUCGCCUUCCUAAGGACUGUGGUCUCUUCGAUGGACCAAAGCCUACGGUCUUGGAGUCCUGUAGCGUUAGUGACCUGGCAAUUCUACUGAGGGGCAACAAAAGGAAAACACAACCAAUUGAAUUUGGAGCACAUCAGGUGGUAUUAGUUGCAAAUGAGAUGGCCAAGGAGAAGAUACCUGAGGAACUCAGUUUAGCACUUGUACUGACAGUUUAUGAAGCAAAGGGCUUGGAAUUUGAUGAUGUCCUCCUCUACAAUUUCUUCACAGACUCUGAGGCUUACAAAGAAUGGAAGAUCAUUUCUUCUUUUGCACCCAGUUCGGAUGUGCGAGCAGAAAGCAAACUGCUAAUUGAAACACCUUUAGAGGAUGUUACUGCUACGCCAAAGAGGCCUCCUUCUUUUAAUGCAGAAAUGUAUAAGAUGCUGAAUGGAGAACUAAAGCAAUUGUAUACUGCCAUUACAAGAGCCAGGGUCAAUCUUUGGAUCUUUGAUGAAAACAGAGAUAAGCGGGCUCCAGCUUUUAAAUAUUUCAUCAAAAGAGAAUUUGUUCAGGUUGUCAAAACAGAUGAAAAUAAAGACUUGGAUGAUAGCAUGUUUGUUAAAACCUCGACUCCAGAAGAAUGGAUUGCACGGGGAGACUACUUUGCUAAACAUCAGUGCUGGGAGGUAGCAGCCAAAUGUUACCAAAAAGGAGGAGCAGCAGAGAAGGAAAAGCUGGCCCUGGCACACGAUGCUGUUCUUAAAGUGCACUCCAAGAAAUGCAGCCCCAAGGAAAAACAGAUGGAAUAUAUGGCAUUGGCAAAAACUUACUUGGAAUGUGGAGAACCAAACCUAUCGCUAAAAUGCCUGUUUCAGUCAAAGGAGUUCCGGCUUUGUGCAGAAUUAUGUAAAAAGUUAGGCAAGAUGAAAGAUGCUGCAGUUUACUAUCAGAAAAGCCAGUGCUACAAAGAAGCAUCCACAUGUUAUGAACAAAUCGAGGAAUUUGAUCUAGCAAUUAAGAUGUAUUGUCAGGAGGAACUCUAUGAGGAAGCAGCUAAGGCAGUUGAAAGAUAUGAAGAGAUAUUAAGUACAAAAGGACAAAUGGUUUGCAAACUCUCGUGCACAGCAAAUCAGUUUUAUUUGGAAGCAGCUGCAAAGUACCUGAAUGCAAACAGAACUGAGGAAAUGAUGAGAGUCCUCUCAAAACUUGAUAUAGAGGAUCAGCUUGAGUUUUUGAAAUCUCGCAGAUGCCUGCACCAAGCAGCAGGCUUAUUGAAAAAAGAAGGUCGAGAGGAGGAGGCUGCUAAAUUAAUGAAGCAACACGGGUUUGCUCUGGAAGCAGCGAACCUCACAUCUAUAAAGGAGUUUCGUGCAUCAUGUUUGCUUGCUGCAGCUCGAGCUGGUGUGACUCCCUGUUCAGAAGCAGAACUGGCAGAUAGAGAGGCCAUCCUGAGAGAAGCCCUUGAACUUUGUGAACAAACCAAACAAAAAUGUGGCAUUGCAGAGGCUCUGUUUUUGCAGGGAGCUCUGAAGGGAGACUUUGCAAAGCUGAGAAGUGCUUACGGUCAGUUCCUGUCUCUCAAUCACUCUGCUGGUGCAGUGGAAGCCCUCUUUGUGUUAUCUCGUUGCAGCGCACCAAGCCAGGACAUCCUGUUUUUGGCAACGUGUGGCUUAAUGGCUCUUCUAAGACUGGUUAGGGGGUUGAAGAAAGCAGCCACCAAUGCAGAGAAAGAUAUGGUGAAGUCAUGCUUUGCCUAUUUUGGGAUUGUGCCAACAGGUGACAGUUGUUGCCAGGUGUCCCAAAAUGAAGCCAAACCUAUUCUCAAGUUUUUGUCAGACAACCGAAGUCUAAGAGAGAGGAAGACGAAAGAUGACUUCUCAGUAAGAACAGAGGAGAUAACAUCUGCUUUGAAGCAGCACUUGUUGAGCAGGUUGUAUUCUAUCACCCAUGAGUUACUGACCAAGCAUUACCCUGAUAUUUGUUUGAAGUUCAUUGUUGGGUUGAACUGUGAAGAUAAAACCUGUGAGGAUUUCCAUAGACCUUUGUUGCGUCAUGAAGCAAAGACUGUAUUGUGGUGUAAAAUGCAUCUGGCAGCAAUAAAUGGACUGGUGUUGGAAGCCACAAAGAUUUUCCCUAAAGAGCUAGUGAAUCAGUGCAAAGACUUUGAUGACGUUUUGACUGCUGACAAAUAUGCAUCGUGUAAAGCCCUUCUAGAAAUGUUUUUUCCUAAACAUUUCCAUUUGAGAAUACUGUCUGAGAACCCAAGAGCAUGCAAAGAAAUACUGGAAUUUGAUGACAUUCUUUCCAAACCCUGCAGAGCGGUGUUAAAGGAGUACAUCACAUUUAAGUUUAAAAAUGAAGAUGCUAGAGCCAGAAGAGAAUCAACUGACUUGUGGCUAAGUGCCAUGGAAGUUUUCAUCUUAUCUUCAGGAUAUCCUGAAGAAUUUGAGAAACUUCUUUUUAAGGAAGAGGAGGAUUACAACAAAGAGCUAAACCUUGCAUUGUCAAAGGUGAAAAACUCCCCAAAGAAUGAAGGCCGAAGAAGAAAGAUGAAAGGAAUAGAUGGCAGACAUGGUAUGUUGCUACCUGACAAAAAUGCUGAAAACGCGGGAAGAAUGCACUUGUGUUUCAUUCGACUUCUUGAAAAUUCAUUUGAGCAAUUCUAUGUUCAUAAGAACCCGGAAGACUGUAAAUGGUUGUUUUUCCGUUUUAUGAAUGUCCUGGUCAGGAAAUGCACUAGCUACCUGAUUCCAAGCAUACAAAACACAGUGAUGCUGUUGGAAUUCCAGUAUAUUCUCUGUUGUGCUGUCCUGAUGCGUCUCUGCAAGAACAUUACUCUGUGCCUUCCAAAGAGUUACAUUGCUCUCAUUCAUUAUUGGGAAUUUUUGUUCAGAAGCAGAGGCCAUAACAAAGAACUUGGAGACACUUUUUCCAUUAUACAGGAGUACAGACCAACGGACAUAUAUGCAGCUGCACAGAAUUUCAGAUUGCAUCUCUGUUAUCUUGCAGAGGUUUUGUGUGGAGUUUGUGGGAACUUCAACGUCCUUCUGGAUGCUUUUGAGGAUCCCGACUGCAUAACUUCAGGGGAGGCUGAGCGGACUGUCGUGUUGUGCUUAGUGAUGUUACUGAAUGCUGAUCAGGUGCAUAAUUCUAAACGUAAAUCUCUCUUAUGCCAACACUUUCCUGAAAUAAAGGCUAUACUGAGAUCAAUGAGAAAAGAUUCUCCCUCUAAAGUGCCUGAAAGAUUGCUAAAGAUUGUGGAGCAAGUGAGUGAUGCUACACACGUAAGAGACAUCGCUGAAGGCCUGCAAGAGCUUCUGACAGAGCGAGAUGCAGAGUACUUAGUUGACUGCCGAUGGAGGUGGGACUCUGGGAAUAUGCAGGGGCAUCCAACCAUACGGGGCAUCCUCUAUGAAACCAUAAAGCUUGACAGGUUUGUGACUCCUUUGGAUAAGACGGAAUAUGCUGAUGAGAUAGAGAAGGAACUUGAAAGGGAUCAGUGUCUAGAGGACAGAAAGGAUCCCCUGGAAGUCAUUGCACUCAACAAGCAACAAAAGCAAGCGCAGAAAGCAUCUGCACAACGGCAGCUGCGUCAUGUUUUCCAAUUCAUCUGUCUAUGCGUGAAGUGGAAAAGGAAGGUCUGCUCCAAAACGGAGCUUGUUGCAAUGGAAGGAGAGGAAUUUUUAUCAGAGAUCUUCAAAAAAGCAGAUAUUGACCAAACCCAGUGUGACCUCUGUGGAGUCAGAUUUAUUGGGAGCCCUGAGAACUAUUUUAGCCAGACAGAAAAUAUGGAGGUAGACGCUUCUGAAGCUGUGAUACCAACAGAGAUAAGUGAGGAAGGAAAGUUGCAUGUGGAAGAAAGUGCAAUUUCUGUGGCCAGUGAGGCUUACAAAGAGCACAGGAACACAGAUGAACACAGAAAUAAUACUGCUGCCUACAAAUACUAUGCUGACUUUUUCAGAAGAAAGAUAGACACAAUAAUAUAUGACGGACUGGAAGUAGUGAAGGCUAUUAAAGAAAAGACUUACACCCAAGAUCAUCUGGCAUACAAGGAAGGUUCCAAUUUACGCCAAAGAAAAAUCUCAGAGAAUAUUAAGAAGAUUUCAGAUACAAUAGAGGAAAUCUAUGAGAGAAAAGCCUGGGCUGAAGCUGAAGAAAUCAUGACCCAACAUGCCAACAAAUUGUCUGCCACCAUUGAUGAGGCUCAUAAGUGGCUGAAGAAAAUGGACUCAUAUAGGAUAAAGGAAAAAGGUUUUGCCCAUGAUAGAGACUUGGAAAAUGACAUAGAAGAUGAAAGCAUGGCUUUUGAAGAACUUGUGCAUAAAAAAGCCUCAAGAAGAAAAGGAAAAUGUAGGAAAUGGUAGUUAGAAAUAAAAUACAGGUGGCUAUUCUAUCCUCUAACAAUAUAAUUUUACAAUAGAAAUUAAAAGCAUUAAGAAGAAAAAUAAAAGAAUGGGGUCAGAAAUGGGAAGAAUCUGAAGAAAAAUAGUAACUUAUGCAAUUAUUUUUUAUUACUUGUAUUCAGUCAGAAUAAUUACCUGUGAUGACAUAAUUGUUAAAACCUAUGACAGGGUAUAUUUCCUUUCAAACAAAUGUGGUAACUUGAAAGUAACAAAAAGCCAAAGAGUAGAUUUUUACUUAAUCAAGUAGGAAAAAGUAAUCAAGUUUCUGCCUUAUCUCAGGGGUAUUUUUCUGCCUAGUGUUCUUUUUUUUCCCCCUGUUAAUGUACAUUAUCAUUCUUCUGAGCUGGAAUACUCAGAAAAAUAAGAAGAUAAAUUUCUCCAAUUUUAAGAGGUUUUAAUUGAUGGUUUUAAAUAACUAUUGUAAACCCACUGUCUUCUGAGUCUUGUUAUGUCUGGGAGUCUUCAGGUAGGGUACUUAGAGUAUCUCUCUUAUUUAAUUUUAUAAACAAGAAUAAUUUCUGAUCACUUCUGAACACAAUCAGGUUUUCAACAGUGUACAUCAAAUUGGAUAGAUAUGAAAAUUAUCUGUUUGAUCAAGUUUUGAUAUAAACUCUUACAUGUACAUACUGAAAUAUAGAUAAUGUUUCUUUAAAGAGCAUUAUACAUUUGAAGUGUUUUAUAUCUUUUAAUUGAUAAACUUUUUGUAAUGUAUGAUAAUAUUUUAUAAAACCUGUAAGGUUCUUAAAAUCAUUUGGUCUUGUCUCAUUUUUUGAAAGCUUUAUGAAAGCCCUAUGCGACUGACUAAAUGAGUGAAGGUUACAGGUUGGGUCAAAAGUACAGUAUCAGUUCUUACCAACACUGUUUUACUUCUAGGAUUUCAGUAUCUCUAACAUACACUAAUCUCCUUUAAAAAACAUUUCAAACUAGUCAUUUUGUUUAUUAAACAUGCUUAGUUAAGGUAUUGUUUAGUUGUUGAAAUAUUUUGCCUUGAAAAGGGAGUGGCUUUGUCCAAACAAAACAGUAUGUUUUAACAAUUACACUUUUGCAGAAAACUUAAUAACUUGUUAUUGUGCUGUCUUGGAAGUGGGACACUUCAUGUGGAUAAAAAUGAAAUGCUGCUGUAGAAUGGAGCGAUAUGGGCAGCAGUAAUAGUUAUCUAUUGCAUUGUAAUUGCUCGUCUGCCAGAAGAAGACACUUUCCUAAUUGCUUGUUUUUAAACCCUUGUUACUUAAGCGAGCAUGUAGUAGUACUUUGAAAACAUACAUUGAUGAAAUAGAAUGCCAGAUAAUUGCAAAGCAGAGGAAUUAAGAAAUUUAGAUCAUUCAUGUAGCUUCUUUGGCUCUUUGUGUAUGUUUUGGUUGAAAUUUCUGUUGGUUUGGGGUUUUAAAAAAUGCUCAACUUUAACUUGCUUUGAUGUUAAAAGUUGGCCUUGUGCUGAUGUAUGUUUUACAUUUAAUACUACUCCAAAAACAUUUCCUGUUUAGUUUCUUGACUUGAGUAUUUAAAUUUGUGGCAUUAAAUGUUAUCUGAACAUAUUAAUGACAAUUACCAUUUAAAGAUCCUUACUAUUCACAUUUUAAAGUUCUAGUGAACAUAUUUUUGCUUUCUCUUUGUGGGGAGAAAGCAAACUUUGAAAACAGAAUUGUACAAUACCAAACAAAGAGAAAAUGAAGAAGGAGAUAUAAGAAUCUAAGUUAUAUUACAUUAAGAAUUUCAUCCCGGGUGGUUUCCUUGGAGCAGGGACGUAUGAUCCUUGGUAUGCUUCAAUAAAAAAACCUAAUGUGCUGGCUCUGAUUUUGAACCAUUUCUCCCAGAUGGAACUCAUUUCAAUGGCAGAAUCAUGAAAAUUCACAUUUCUGGGCUUACAAUUUCAGAAGUAUAUUAGGCCAAGAUUUUGGCAAUGCUCAUGCAGAGUGGGAAAUCUGGUUGGAUUCCUAACCCAACCUCAGUGCUUAAAUUAUUAUUAUUAUUAUUAUUAUUAUUACUUUCCCCUUUUGAUGGUGUACAUAAAUAAACAUAAACCUUUCUCUUCCAUGGUAGUCUGUUAAGAUAAUAAUGAUUUGUGUGCAUUAAUCCUAUCUGAAUGUGUAAUUAACAAAGUGGACUUCAGCUGGA